Molecule: messenger RNA, 618 nt
Organism: Lizanozyma spartinae
Lineage: Eukaryota; Fungi; Ascomycota; Pichiomycetes; Serinales; Debaryomycetaceae
Gene: VPS51
Product: Vps51p
Exons: 1
Coding region: 1-618 (205 amino acids)
Source: RefSeq, a predicted model, not a curated record
AUGAGUACCAAACUGAGAAGGAAGGCUCUUCAGGACUUUUAUCAUAUACAGAACCUGUCAUCUGAUAAAAUAGCCUCAAGCAAUGCUUCAAUACCCGAAUCUAUUGGUGUUGAUGAUGUUGAAGAAUAUGCUACCAAAUCAUGCAUAGAAGAUAUAUUAGCAUUAAGGAAUGUCCACACAGAUAAGCUCAAUCUGCUUAAGCUGUCGAAGAAAUCCAUUAUAUACAAUAACUACUCCGAGCUAAUCAAUCUAAGUAAUGUAUUGAAGGAGUUUGAAACCGUUCAUGAGAAGACAACAAAGGAAGAUGACUUUGAAGGGUUAUUGGAUGAAUUGGUUGAGUUUUCCAAGGAAAAGGUUUCUGGAUUCAAUGUUGAUUUCAAAGACCUUUUAUUAGUUGAUGAUGAUAGUUCAAUAAGGGGGACUGUUGAGAUGGAGAUAGAAGAUGACUCUAUUGACAAAUCAAAACUUAUGGAAGAAAUCACUCAUCUACUCAGGACUAAGAAACUUUCUACAACCGAAGUUGAUGAUGUUGAAAAGAUAAUCCAUCUGUUACUGCAUGAUACUGAACGAAGCAGUAGUUUACUCUUACAGCAAUUGAUGGAAAUUAAACGGAAAUAA